Messenger RNA from Drosophila subobscura, 7857 nucleotides. RefSeq names its product chromatin modification-related protein eaf-1 (gene px). The coding region runs from base 1130 to 7534 and encodes 2134 amino acids. The record is from RefSeq and is a predicted model, not a curated record. The transcript is spliced from 13 exons. NCBI's taxonomy places the organism in Eukaryota, Metazoa, Arthropoda, Insecta, Diptera, Drosophilidae.
CCAAAAAGAAAGAAAUUUAAAAAAAAGAAUAAUUGUACGUAAAUAACUGUGCUAGUCGGGGAAAACACGCGGGUGAUUGUGCUAAUUGUUAAGAUAUUCGAGAACAGUUGCUAAACACACUCGCGAGUUCUAGUAAAACGCCAGCAAAGAAAAGGAGCAGCGCGCCAGCAGCGCAGCAACAAGCGUAGGCAAAAAGCAAACAAUUGGAUAAGCGCUCGCUCUGGCCCGCAGAAACAGCAGCAGCAGCCCCAGUGGAAGAGAAAGAGAGAGGAAGGUGUUGUUGGGUGCAUGCUGCUUAACGCUGAUAGAUACUCUUUAAGCGUUUAAACCUUGGCCAAAAGUUCAACAUCAUUACGUACAAACAUUGUUCUUGUUGUGGCUGCCACUGCCUGUCGACGUGGGGGCAGAGCAGCACCAGUUGCAGCGCAGCGCGAGCAGCAGCAGCAGCAGCAGCAGCAGCAGCGUGUGAUCGAGAUUCUCGUCGGUUGGCUCGGUUGUCGUUUUCGUCGGUCGCCGGUGAAAUGGUGUCGACUGUCGUUGCCCUCGCCGACGCUCCCGCCGUCGCCGUCUACGUUUCUGCCGCUGCAGAGACCACCGCAGUGACCAUGAAGCGAAAAAUGUUGUUCUGAAUUCAGUAAAUGUUGAAAGAAAAAGUGAGAAAUAAGCAAUAAUAAUACAAAUAAGUUUUAAAACGCGUAAAACAGCUGAGAAUACGAAUCCAAACGAAUAAUACAACCAUCUGUAUGCCCAUUUGUGCCCUUUAAAGCUUCAAAAGCAACAACAAAGAAUGUGAGAGAAAGAGGUGUGCGACGAGAGUGAGUGUGAAAAGAAAGUCGAGUCAAGAAAAAGUGCCUGCACCCAAAUGUGCUCUCAGUAAAGUAAAGUUAAAUCCCCCCGUAUUUGAGUCUUCCUGCUGGCUGGCACCACCACUGCUAAGCGCCAAAUGCUUCAACGGCUUUAAUUCCCCCAAAGCCCUGGUCGUCUCCCACGUGCUUCACCCAGAUAUUAACUCUCCUUGGGCUUCCUCAGUGAGUGCACUGACUGCACACAUGACUGGGAUUAGCAGCGGAUAGCGACUGGAAUAAACCCACAACCCAACACCCCAAAACAACCACAGCUGACAAAUAUUAUGGAAAAAGCGAAAGCGUAUAUCAAAAAUGAACUUCGUGGUGGCAUCCAGCCACAGCAGCAGCAGCAGCCCCUUCAAUCCGAGCCAGCAACGACGCCCGCAUCCCCAUCGCCCUCUGCGGCAUCGUCCAAACAGCAGCAGCAGCAGCAGCAGCAGCUGUAUCCACACUGCGAGCUGAUGCCCUCACCAGGAGCAGCAGCAGCCUUGGCACACCGAUCCCGGACACCCAGCGACCUUUACCACCAGCAUGCCAUGUCCCUUGGCUAUGCGCCGCAUCCAUCGCAGCAGCAACAGCAGCAGCAGCAGCACUAUUAUCCCGCACAUACGGGAGUCAAGUCCACGGGUCGAGCAUCGGCGCCCCCAGAACACCACAUGGUCGUGUCCGUUUGCUUUGUCUGCGGCUGCCACGGGGGCUACGAGAUGCAGGCGCUGCGCGUGCGUCAGAGUGCGGAGCGGCCGAGUGAGUCCUUCUUCCCGUUUCUGGAGCGGCAUGAGCCGCCCAAUGGGAUGGCCAGUGUGACGGCCAGCCAGGAGUACGUGUGGGCGUGUCUGCUCUGCUAUCGCUCCCUCAACGAGCAGUGGGACGCGUACGAGCGCCACAAGAAGCCGCUGCUGCAGCGCAUCUACCACAUGAAGCGGAUGGACGGCAAGGGCUACAUCGGAGCGGAUGUGGCCACGCAGAGCGAGUACGCCGCCCAGGUGCUGGGCCUCAGUGCGGAUCAUCUUGGCCAGAACGGACUGGCGGAGCUGCAUGGCAUGGAUCCGUAUGCCCUCGCCCGCCACUACUCCCCGCACCAUCAGCCGUCGGGAGCGGCAACGCCGACACCUCAUCACCUUAGUACCUCAAGGAAUGCCUCACCCUCGCCCAUACCCAGUGGUGCGGGUGGCGGUGACUAUUAUCCACGGAAUGCCACGACGCCCACAAGCAACAGCAACAACAACAACAAAUACCUGAGUCGUCCGCAGUCGCGGGACAUGCCAGUGGCCUCGCCCUCAUCGCGACCGCCCAGCGAACCGCCGGCCACCAAGAGCAGCAGCGCCUCCAACUACUCGCAGCACAAAUUCAAGCCGGGCAGCGCUCCUGGAGCGGCAGCCUCGCCGUAUGGGGGACAGCCGACGAGCUACCAUCCCGCUCAGUAUCAGCAGCUGCAGCAGCAGACGGCAGCCUACCAUCUGCUGCAGCAAGCAGCCGCCGGCGGAGCGGCGGGAGGACCUGAGCAUCCGGCGCACUACAAGGGCAAUCCGUACAGUGCAAUGCCCUCGCCGGGCAGUGCCCACCUGGGGCCACCGCCACCGACAGCCGGCCUGGAGGAUGACAAUGCCACGGUGCUGGAUCUGCGCCACGUGAGCGCCAGCGUGGGAGGCAGCUCGGGAGGAGCGACAAGGAGCAACACCGCAGCCACAGCAGCCGCAGCGCCCAGUCAACCGCCUGCAGAGGUGGGCAUCCUCGACCUCUCGAUGCCCGACAAGAACUCCAUCACGGAGGUGUGCUACGUGUGCGGCGAUGAGCAGCGUCGCGGCAGCCUCAUCGAGCUGAGCACGGUGAAGUCAAAGGAGUCGCGACUCGGCCAGACCGCGGCCUACUUUCCGCUCUUCAACGAGCAGCAUCCACGUCCGGCGCGCUCGCGUCCCAAGGAUCCCCGCGGCAUGAUACAGGCCUGUCUGCCCUGCUACGAAGACCUCAUGCAGCAGUGGAACACGCAGCAGGCCUCCCACAAACCGGAAUCGGAGCGUUCCUAUAUGCUGCGCAAACGUCCGACACCCGCAGCCCCAGCGGCCGCAGCAACAGCAGCAGCGCCGGAGCGCACGACUUUUGUGUGCUAUACCUGUGGCACGGACACGCCCUCUUCACAGCUGCGACUCGUCUACUGCUGCCCCAAUGCCGAGCGGGAGCCCUUCUACCCGUUCAUCAAGACCAUGAAGGUCUACAAGAACGCUAGUCCCAUCAGUCCCCAGGGCAUGGUCCAGGUCUGCUCCAGCUGCAAUGAGAAGCACAGUGGACUGGCCGAGGGUGGGCCGCCGCCUGCCGCACACACAGCGCACCCAGUGGGUGGCUCGCCCAGUGCCGGACACUCGCUGGAGUCCAGCGCAGCGCUGUAUAGUUCCAGUGGCGUGAUGGCACCAUUUGGUGGUGGUCGCAAUUCCCCAUCAGAGAAGUCGGUGGCCAAUUCAGAUUCCACCAGCAAUGUGCGGUUUAGGCCCUACGAGACAAACUCGAACAAUUCCAACUCGAACACGGCACGCGACCUCAAGCAGAUACGACGCAGCGACUCGAGGCCCAAUUCGCCCGGCUCCAGCCAGGGAGCCAUCGAGAAUGGCCAUGGACAGUAUCCCUGCUCCAUUUGCAAAGUGCUUUGUCCGUCUAACAAAAUGGAUUGGCUGUCGACCAGUGCCGAGCAUAUGAAUUCCCAUGCCAUGCACUUUCCCUGCCUGAAGGCCAAUGCCGCUGCCGCCGCUGCCGUUACCAGCAAUAAUAAUAAUAGCAAUAUUAACAACAAUAGCAGCAGCAUCAGCACUGGCAGCAACAGCAACAACAACAGCAGCAGCAACAACAAUAACAACAACAACAACAACAACGAGUUGAACAGCAAUCGUGUGCUGGCGUGCAAGGACUGCAAGGACUACUUGGCCAGCCAGUGGGAGUCGAUGGAUGCCGAACGCGUGCCCCUAGAGCACAGAAGAUACAACAUUCCCUCGCCCAUGAUGACUUCCAGCUCACCGAACGGAUCUCGGCAUGGCGCCAUGAGCAUCAACACACCGCCCUCCACACCAUCCAUAUCAUCGUCGACGCCUGCCAGCACAUCAAUCUACUGCUUCCUCUGCGGCCUACACUCGGACCUCACGCUAGCCCGCGUGCUCUAUGCCAGCAAAGAGGGUUCACGUCCAUAUUUUCCACUGCUGCUGAAACACAACUCUCUGCCGAAUGCCGAGCAGCUGCGCAACAAUUCGGCUUUGGUCUGCACUUUCUGUUAUCAUUCCAUGUUGAAUCAGUGGCGCAAAUAUGAGGCGCAAAGUCCGAGCGUGAAUCCGGCGGAGCGCAAAUACAAUUGGCACGACUACAACUGCCACCUGUGCGGCAUUACGACUUAUAGGAAACGUGUGAGAGCGCUGCCCGUCAAUGAGUUUCCCUUUGUGAAGCACCAAAAGAGCGACGAUGGGCUGCUGCUGGAGAAUGGAGAGUAUGCCGUCGUCUGUCUCGACUGCUACGAGAGCUUGAGACAACAAGCCUCGCAGCACGACCGCUUUGGGGUGCCCAUAUCUAGGCGGGCCUACAAUUGGGUGCCCCAGCCACCGCCACCGGAGGACAGUCCCGAGUCCGCAGUGGCACGUUUGCCCUGCGGCGAGCGCUCCGAUCGCAUUCUCAUCAGCAAUGCACUGCGGCCCGUGCCAGGCAAGAAGACAACAUCGCCCAAGCAGUACGACAAGUCAAAAGAAGCGCCGCCCAAGGCUGGACAGAAGCGACCGGCGACCAGCCCGGCACCGCAUAUACCCGUGCCGCAUCACCUGCAGACGCCGCCGGGCUCUGGUGUGGCCGGCAGCCCGGUGCCGCCCAACCAGACUAGUGGCCUGCUGAACCACGCCCUGCCCAGCAACCACAUUGGCACUCCAUCACCACAGCAACACCAGCAGCAGCAGCAGCAGCAGCAGCACCAGACGCACCAGCAGCAGCAGCAGCAGCAGCAGCAACAACAGCAGCAGCAACAACAACACCAACAGCAGCAGCAGCAGCAGCAGCAGCAGCAACAUCAAGCGCAACAGCAGGCGGUGGCUGCGGCAGUGCAGCAGCAGCUGGCAGGUGUGGGCAUGCCCCCGGGUGCCAUAAGCGCCGCCGCAGCGGCCAAUAGUCGCGGAUCCUUUGCCGCUGCGCUGCGGACGCUGGCCAAGCAGGCGGACAUCAAGGAGGAGGAUGUGGGCUGCGACCGUGGGAAUGUGCCCACAUCUGUGGCCCAAGGGCCGCCUCCGUCGUCGGUGCCAAUGAAUUCGGUGGCAGGUCGGGGCGGACCAGAGCGUGGCAUGUCCAACAGUGGUGGUGGAGGCGGGGAUGAUCGAAUGGGUGGCAGCAAGAAGCGCUCGCCACCGUCGCCACAGCCGCCGGAGAAGAUUGCGCGGCUGAGCCACACGCCGCAGAGUGCGUCCAUGCAGCCAGAGAUGCUGGCCAGGAGCGGCUUCCAGCCGUACAGAUCGGACGAGCGGCUGAUGCAUCCGGCGGGUGCCUUCCCCCUGGAGGCCUACUCACACUUUCCGGGCCUGCCGGGUCUGCCACCAGCAGCAUUUUUGAACCCUGCGGGACUGCAGUACUCGGAUCCGCUGUACUUGGAGCACCGCUAUCAGCUGUUCCGCGCCGCCGGGGCCCAUCACACGCAUCCCCAUGCGGCUGCGCUGUACCCACAGAUGGCCUCGCCCUACUCGCACCUGUACUCGAUGAUGCCGGGCGCCGCGCUGGGCAUCUCGCCGGCCAUGCACGAUCGCAUCAAGCUGGAGGAGGAGCACAGGGCCCGGCUGGCGCGCGAGGAGGAGCGCGAGCGGGAGAUGCACCGCGAGAAGGAGCGAGAGAUGCGGGAGAAGGAGCGCGAGAUGCGCGAGCAGCGAGAGAAGGAACAGCGCGAGAAGGAGCAGCGAGAGCGAGAGCGGGAACAGCGCGAGAAGGAGCAGCGCGAGCGGGAGCAGAAGGAGAAGGAGGCCCGCGAGCGCAAGAUGCGCGACGAGGAGCGGGAGAGGGAGCGCCAGCAGCUGCUCAAUGCCUCCCACCACUACUCCAAUCAGCUGUACUCGCCGCUGAACCGCACCCUGCUCGGCAACAUGAUUCCCCACCUCAACCUGAGUCUGCGCGGUCCGCCCGGAUCGCUGCACGGCCUGCCCGGCAUGUCGCACUAUCACGCGGCGGCGGCCAAUGCCCAGCGGCAGAGUCCGCACGCGGCCAUGGGCCUCAAUCUGGGCAUGGCGGGGCUGCCCGGCGUGGCGGCACUCGGCGGCCACGGACCCAAUCUGCAGCAUCAUCUGCAGCAGGCGGCCAUGGGGCUGGCGCAUCCGGGAGCAGCGGGUCUGACGCAUCCAGGAUUCUCCGCAGCGGCGCUGGGUCUGAGUGCGCAUCCGCACAGCCUGAACCUGAGCCAUCCACACAUGUCGCCGCAUCAUCCCGCCUCCAUGGCCGCCCACCAGCUGCCACCGCACACGUCCUCAGCGGGUGGCGGCGGCGGAGGAGGAGGAGGAGGAGGAGGGCACAGCAACUCCAUUCCGGUGACUGCCGGCUCCAGCUCGUCCGCAUCCUCGCCGCACAGCAGCCUCAACCUGACGGCCGCCGUGAAGCUGAGCUCCGAGCAGCAGGCGGCCACCUCGACGCCCAGCAGCAUCAGCCUCAGCAGCAGCGGCGGCGGAGGAGCGCUCACCACCUCCACGGCCAGCUCGCACAUUCCCACAAUGAGUCACUACUACCACCACGGACACCUGGCCGCGAUGCAUGCAGCGGCGGCGGCUGCCAGCGGCCUCACCCCAACCGCAGCCCACCAACAGCAGCCGCUGUCCCAUCCCAGCUCGCCCAAGAUCACGCCACCCAUCGCGGGAUCUGCCUCCUCCAACGGAGGACGUGCCGGGGGCAGCCCGCACGCGAUGAGGCAUCACCUGGCGGCUGUGGCAGCGGCCGCCCAACAGUCGGCCAUGAUCGAGAAGGCAGCGGCGGCUCCGGCCACGCAUGAGCCAGCCACCCUGGACCUGACCGGAUCCAACUCCAAUUCGAGCAACCAGGCGACGUCCAAUGCCAGCAGUGGCCAGGCCACAUCCAACCACGAGCUGAACGGCGUCGAGUCCAAUGGAGCGUCGCAGGGCGAGAGCAAGGAGCAGGCUGCGGGAGGAGUAAUCAAGGAGGAGCAGUCCAUGAAGAGCUCCCCGCCACCAGCGGCCAGCGACAAGAAGCCAGCCACACCGAAUGCAGCGCCCGAGAAGCCGCUGCACCCCGACAGCUCGCCGGAGAACUCUUCGCGACGCAGCGCCAGUCCGCCCUCGGAGACGAAUACCUCGCUGCCAGCAGUUGGAGCAGCAGCAGCAGCAGCAGCAGCAGCAGCAGCUGGAGCACCAGCAGCAGGUAAAAGCUCAGAGGAGACCCCAAAGAUUCUAGAGUCGACUGCACCGACUUCCCCUGCCACCAAGCCAGCUGCUGGCGAAGCUCUCGAGGAGAAGCAGCGCACACGGGUGUCGGUGUCGGUGUCGGGGUCGCCGGAACCAGCACCAGACACCGUCUCUGCCUCGGGUGGCGUGACCUCCACAACGAGUGGCAGCACGCCACCGCCAGUGGUCAGCAGCAGCACGAACAUAAGAGACGGCAAGGCAGAAGAGGUGUCCACCAGUGCCACCCCAAAGGCAGGGUCCACGGAGACCGAGCAGGUGGCCACAGUGGCCAGUGGCAGAUGAUGCGCCCACCCGAGUGUCUCGAUUGGUUUAGGUUUAAGUUGAAAGCUUGCACACUUGUCGUCGCCUUGGAUCGGAACUAGUUAACAUCUACCUUCAGUAACAUUAACUACUCGAUAAUUUAGUUGUUUAAUCGGAGAUCUUAUCUUAUCUUUUUAUUUAUGCUACAAGAAUUGUUUGUAAUGUAUUUGCCAACGCUGCUGGCUAGAGCCAAUUCUGAAUGUUUUUUAACCCUAAACUUUAGUUAUUAUUAAUUAUUAUUUGCCCCCCUAUUUAAAUGUGAAGCGUAUACCAUUAGAGAUUGCCUGAAUAAAUCCUUUUGUUUA